Coffea eugenioides is the source of this 1104-nucleotide messenger RNA. Its product is annotated as NADH dehydrogenase [ubiquinone] 1 alpha subcomplex assembly factor 3-like. Gene Ontology annotation, cellular component: mitochondrial inner membrane. The record is from RefSeq and is a predicted model, not a curated record. The transcript has 5 exons. NCBI's taxonomy places the organism in Eukaryota, Viridiplantae, Streptophyta, Magnoliopsida, Gentianales, Rubiaceae. Gene Ontology annotation, biological process: mitochondrial respiratory chain complex I assembly. Bases 23 to 586 code for a protein of 187 amino acids.
ACAGAAGAGAGAGAGAGAAGAAAUGGCUGUGAGACGGAGAGUGGUGGCGACGCUGCCGACCCUAAUGCGAGCCCUAAGAAAGGACGAGAGUUGUUUGAAACCUAAUAAUAAUAUGGGAAUUGGAAUCGGAAUGAUAGCUGCCGCCCAGCAACACCAGCGAUUGCCUUCGCUCAGACGAGCUUUUUCUCUCUACGAUCAAAUCAACCUUAUCGACAAUGUCCCCGAAGAUCAAUUACGCUUCCAACAGUUUGCUGAUACAGGGUUUAUUGUUAAUGGGGUUAACUAUGAAGGUAGCUUGCUUUGUAUUGGUAACCUGCUAAUGUCUUGGAGUCCCAAACAAUUCUCAGAGGUCAAUGCUGAAAGCUUAUCUGUCUUCAAGACUAUGCGACCAAUACCAGAAAUCUUAAUUCUUGGUUGUGGGAGGCAUAUCCAGCCAGUAAGUCCUGGCCUUCGGCAAUUUAUUCGGUCUACUGGCAUGAAACUUGAAGCAAUUGAUUCGAGAAAUGCUGCAUCAACAUAUAAUAUUUUGAAUGAAGAAGGAAGGAUUGUUGCUGCUGCGCUUCUUCCUUAUGGGGUGGAGGACUAGGACAUGCACCUAAUGUUUGCGACUAAAUGUUUCUCCUUUGCCUUUAGAUGUAAACGUGGGAGCAGCCUCUGUUCAAUCUUCAUCAGAGUGAUACAAGCAUUAUUGUCUGUUUUAAAUCAACCAGACGCGCCUGGACGAAUUGACAGUUGUGAGAGCAUUGGCUUGUUCCGUGUCAUCCAUUCCUAAUGCUGGUCUCCAACAGAAGAUUUUACGUAUACAUGUUCUUUGUACUUUUUUCUGACAGAACGCAAUGACAAGUCUAAUAAUUACGCUGCUUCUAAGAAGUUUGACAUGCUAUCGUACAAAAACUCAUUUUCUUUAGGCAAUUUCUUCCUAUUCUUCCGUUUCUUCGCUUGACUGAGUUGAUUGCUUGUUUGUAUCUGGGAUACAUUUGGCUUUUGUAACAUUGAGAAGAUGGCAUCAGGACAGUGGUAUUAUCCUGUAUUUUGGGCUCGUCCCAUGUUUUUUCUGUUUAAUAACUAUGGAAUGAAGCUGUGCUUCAUUGACGAUUACUUGCA